Messenger RNA from Carcharodon carcharias (great white shark), 6315 nucleotides. RefSeq names its product ganglioside induced differentiation associated protein 2 (gene gdap2). Lineage: Eukaryota; Metazoa; Chordata; Chondrichthyes; Lamniformes; Lamnidae. The transcript has 14 exons. The coding region runs from base 766 to 2247 and encodes 493 amino acids. The record is from RefSeq and is a predicted model, not a curated record.
UCAGCAGGUCUGGCAGCACCGGCGGAGAAGAAAAGAGUUGACGUUUCGAGUCCUUGUGACCCUUCCACAGAACUCAAAGUUCUGUUUUUGUUUUUGAGUCAUUGUCUAUUUUCAAUAUAUACUUCAGCUCCACAGCCGGAGACAAGGGGAAAAUAAAUUAAACUGUGGCAUCACUGGAAGGCUAUGAGUUGAUUGGCUGCUAAGACAAAUGAAAACCUCUUUCGACCAAAAAUAACCAUUUCCGCUGCAGAGACUUGGCACUUCAGUCUGGAAAUGUGAUGUCCAAUAUGUGAUCCCUUAAGGACAUAAAAUAGAAGAAGCAGUUGGGUUUGGCUGAUAUAUUCCACUGCCACCAGAUGAAGAUCUCGCAGCUGCAGACGAUGUAUGAAGCACCUGCUCCUCUGAUCGAGUCUGAGGAAGAACAUGGGCCCCGCCCCUUUCCUCGGAGAGGAAGUGACGCGUAGAUCUGGCGGCUGUUUCCGGUCACAGUUGCUGAGUGGGCUCGAAGUGGGGGUGGGGAAGCGGGAGAGACCGUGAAUCAGUAUCCGAAUCCGGGGCGAGAGACCGUGAAUCCGGAUCUGGGCAGAGGCCUCUCUCCCGGGGCCGCCAGCAGUGAGUCGGGUGCCUCCUCCUUCCCCCGCCGCCGGGGAUCGGGCCCCGCAGGAUCCCGUGGGGCAGAGACAUUUUGGAAGUGGGGUCGCCGCCCCGCUUUCAUGGGAAGGGUCUUCACCGCUUCUGCCGCUGCCUGUGCUCGGUGUUCGGGACAUGGAUCCUCUGGGAGCCCGCUCUCCCAUCGUGGACAUUCAGACUUUACCCUGUUGGGCUAACAGUUCAGAGAAGGUUGAGAGUGGGAUCAGCAAUGAAGUGCACCCAGACAGUUCCAUCUCCUCACCAUUCCCUUACAGGAAAGACAUUAACAACAAAGUGAUUCUAUGGAAGGGGGAUGUGGUCUUGCUAAGCUGCACAGCCAUCGUGAACACGAGUAAUGAAACACUGUCUGACAAGAAUGCUAUUAGUGAAAGUAUCCACUUGCAUGCAGGACCAGAACUCAGAGAUGAAUUACAGAAAUUGAAAGGUUGCCGCACAGGAGAGGCGAAGAUGACCAAAGGCUUUAACUUGGCUGCAAGGUUUAUUAUCCACACAGUAGGACCACGAUAUAAUGCUAAAUACAGAACAGCUGCUGAGAGCUCCUUGUAUAGCUGCUACAGGAGUGUACUUCUAUUAGCCAGGGAGCAUUCAAUGUCCUCAGUAGGUCUGUGUGUCAUCAAUACACCAAAAAGAGGCUACCCUUUGGAGGAUGCUACCAACAUUGCUCUGAGAACAGUUAGACGAUUUUUGGAGAAACACGGAGACACUAUUGAGACUGUUGUUUUUGCAGUUACAGAUCUAGAAGAGGCUACAUAUGUGAAGUUGAUGCCUCUUUAUUUUCCACGAUCUUUGGAAGAAGAGAGGAGGUGCCUGCCAAUUCUCCCUGCUGAUGUAGGGAAUGCUGAAGGAGAGCCAGUCAUUGCAGAACGUCAGAUCCGUAUAUUGGAUAAACCAGGCAUUCCUCAUUAUGAAGAUGAAUCUGAUGAGGAACACCUUGAGCUAGAGUACAUUGGGACGCACGCGUUUGCUAAGAUGGAAGGAGAUAUCGAUAAACAGAGGCGGCUGAUUCUUCAAGGACAAAUGUCUGAAGCAGCAGUUCAAAAAGCACAUCAGAGAAACUAUAACCGUUGGUUGUGCAGAGCUAGAGCAGAUGAUCUUUCGGGUGUUGCCUCGUUAAAAGCAUUAUACCAGACUGGAUAUGAUAAAUGUGGUCGUACAGUGGUGGUGAUAGUGGGAAGGAAUAUUCCCGUAACACUAAUAGACCCAGAUAAGGCUCUGUUGUAUUUUAUUCAUAUUAUGGACCACAUUGCUGCAAGAGAGUUCGUUAUGGUGUAUUUUCAUACACUGACCAGUGACCACAAUCAUCCCGACUCAGAAUUCAUCAAGAAACUGUAUGACAUAGUUGAUGUAAAGUAUAAGAAAAACAUGAAGGCAUUUUACUUUGUGCAUCCAACAUUUCGGUCUAAGGUGAUGACUUGGAUGUUCACAACCUUUUCUGUCUCUGGGUUAAAGGACAAAAUUCAUCAUGUUGAGACCCUCCCUCAGUUAUUUGCGCUCAUUUCCCCAGAGCAGAUUGACAUUCCGCCCUUUGUACUGGAGUAUGAUGCUAGGGUUAACGGACCUUACCAGUAUUCGUGCCCCUCCUCUCCUGAUCUAUGAAGAACCAGCAUGCCAUUGGUUUCUAUAUCCAACUGCAUAUCAGAAGCUGAAUGCUCUGAAUGAAUAAUGUUAAUAUUCAGGAGGCCUUUUUUCCUUAGCUUUUUUGAAAUGGUUUUAGGCUGGCAUUCAAAUUGCUGUGAAACAAAAUGCAAGGGGCAGCAACUUUUGACUUUGGGAUGAAAAUGUUUUAAAUGCUUUCCUAUUUUAUUUAAAAAUUACUUCUAAGAUCAUUUGUUUUAAUUUCUAAUAAUUAAUUGGUUAUUGAUUCCACUGGCUGAAGCCUUUCAAUCAAAUUUUACUCAGAAUCCUGGAAACUCCUGCAAGUGGUAUGGGGAGGGCUCGUUCUAUUCUAAAGAUGACAUUUAGACUUCAAACUUUAUAUUAUUUAACAAAAAUAUUUCAGUGCCUGACAACUUAAACUGAACAAUAAUAAACCUUUGGUGCAUAGAGCAUUAAUCUGUUGCAUACAGGAUGAAUAAUGUAAUUUUGACAUUUCAUUCAGGAUGUAGAACAUUUUUUAAAAGUUUUUAGUAAUGACCAUUACAAGUCAAUACUUGAUUUUUACUGUUAAGUCACUUGUGGGCUUUUGUAAAACCUAAAUAACUUCAGAAUGUGCAUCAAGAUAUACUCAGGCAAAAUUGAAGUGAGCUGAUCUAUUACCCGAAAAAUCUCUUGUAUGCUCAGUUUCUACCUAAACAAUUGAAGCUGAAAUGAACAUGCUGCAAAAUUGAGGUCAACAGUUGUCUGUACUCUAACUCCAAUUCAGUAAAGCAAACCUCCAUAUGUCACUCUUCCUCGCUGAAGAUUCAUGUUUACACUGCAGGUAAGCAAUUAGACCCACAGGAGUACUGCAAUUACUUUGCUUUUAAGAAGCAUAUUUCCAAAGGCACUUAUUCAGCUUUGAGAAACGUGUUAAUACAUUGGGUAAACAAAACUCAAGGCUUCAAUCAAAAGAUUCUUGACAGGGAUUAACUUUAGGCAAACACACUCUUGAUGCUGUUAUAAAAAAUGGUUCACUUAGUAAGAAAACCUCAUGCUAAUUCAGGCAUUCCUGCUCAAAAUAGUUGGCCCAUUGUGCAAUGGUCUUUAUUUCAUGGGUAAAUAUCAGUGGGUUCUUAACAUUUUGUUGUGGAUCAUGUGUCCCAGAUGAGAUUCCUUAUUGAAAUUGCAUUGAAUAAUUUUACUUUUCAGCAGAAGUACCACUAGUUCUCAAUAAUUGUACUGCCUUUGCUGAAAGUCUUUCAAGAUAAUUACUUUUAGUUUUAUUUAAUAGUGACUGGCUUUCAAAACUUAGAUUUUACAGUUUGUUGAACAGCAGUUGCAAAUACUGAACAGAAGGGACUAUUAUCUUCAUUUAAACACAAUGCAGAAUAUUUUCAUUUACAUUAUAAUGCCACAGUUUAACCUUUGAUUCAAAACAUACUUAGCUUAGAAAAGGGAAAUUUAGAUUGUCUUCAAGUACUUUUUCUUUAGAUGUUUAGUGGCCAUAAUAUGUAAUUAAAAUAUGCUGGACAAUUAUUCCAUUUAAAAUGCUUAAUGUGAUUUUCAUGUGUCUAGUUAGAUGCUUAAUGCCAGUUUGAAUCCAUCCUUGGCAUGUAAAAUGAAAGCCUACUGCCACAUUUUCAGGCAACUAAGUGGCAAAAACUUAUUGCACAAAAAUCAAUUAGGUACUUAUAUUGGUACUUAAUUUCCUACUUCACUCAGAACAGAGAUGGCUGUUGUGUAAUUGUCACAACUGAUACAAUAGGAAGUUUCUAUGAAAUUAGCGUUGGGGCACAUUGUUUAUGUGACUGGGAAAUGUUUUUAUCUGAGAUUUUGUAGAAGUAUUCUAAAACGCAAAAUUAUUGUCUUACUGUGAGAAUUGUGAAGAUUUUUUUCUUGUUCUUAUGAUUUUUCCGGUCAUGACAACCACACUUAUCCUGUCCAUGUUGUAAAUAUCCUUUGUUUACACUACAGCUGUAAAUGCAUAUAUAAAAUCAUUGCGCCACAGUCCAUUAAGAGCAUUUUACUAUAUCUGUUUUAUGUAUUGAAUAUAUUAACUUUGACAUUUUAUUGUAAUAUAAUUUCCAUUGUUAUUUUUGACAUUACAUUUUAUGAACCUGCUUAAAACUUCAAAUAGGCAAUUGUGAAACUAAGCAGUUCUAAUGAAAUUGAGAAUCUUGUCCCUUUUUUUUAGGUAAUGGUGGCUAGUUCUUCUGGGUUAGAGAAUGAAUUAUGUGUUUACUCUGUGAGCUUAUGAUUCGUUGCUUUCACCCAAGAACAUAAACCAUGCCAAUAGAAUAUAUGAUUUUGCAUGACAGCCAGUAAGUAUUAGCUUUUUCCAUUGAGAGGCUGCCUCCUGUCUCUCUAGCCAAGAGCUAAUAAGAUAGAUCAUGUGUUGGCUUUGAUGUCAAAGGUGUGUAUUUGCAUUUGUAAUUGUAAAGAGUUGUGAUGUCAAUACCUCUACCAUUAUAUUAAGGAUUGCGGCAUUUGGCAAAAAACUUCUGUCUGUUUGAGAGGUAUAAAUGAUAUAUGAUACAUUGUGAGUAAGAUUCUUUUUCAAAAGUUAAAUCCUAGCAGUUCAGGGGAUUUAAAGAGGUUACAAGAUUGUAUUCAUUUUAGUUUUUCCCAUUUCAAGAGGAACUAAGUCUUUCCUUAAUAAAAACCUCAUGGUGCAUACUUUUCUUGAAUUAGGGUGAGCCGCAAGCAGUGGAGAAAGUCCAAAGAUGCACAUUCUUUGCUUAAUUACUGUUUGCUCAAUGCACAACCUUACAUACAAAAAUAAGGCAUACAGAACUCAAUGAAUAUGUAUAUAAACAAAAUUCUGCCUUUCAACUUUUAGUUCAGUAGCCAAUCUUCACACUAUAGUUAAUUGCUAUCUACAUUUGCCUAAAUUUACAUGUUGGUUCUUAUUUUUCACUCAAUUAAGUGGUUGUAUCAUUGUUGAAAUAUAGCACAACACUGAAGUAGAGUCCCACCUUAUGCAUUAAGUGAUAGGGACCAAACUAUAAGGUAAUAGGAAUCCUGAUUUCCAAUUGCUUGAUAAGAGCUUUCAACAUCAGAAAUGUUGCUAUGGAAUAUCAGAUUUUUAGGAGAUAGGAGGAAAGAAGAAUCUCAACAGGGAAUGAUGAGACGUGGGGCAGGAAAAUUCAAACUUUACAAUUGUUCAAAGCAUAGAUUGACAUUACUGAUGUCCUUUUACUUACUGAAAGACAUUAAAUGCUACGCAGAUUAUUUUGAGUGGCAUGUCAUCAGAAUAUAAUGUGCAUCUUGUACAAAAGGCAGAGAAUUUUGUAUUUAAAUUGCAGUCUUCUAUCACAAGUUAAAUGCAAUUGCAAAUAUACUAAAACAACUGAAAUGCAAUGGCAAAAUUGUUCGCUACCAUGCAAAUUUGCAGAAUAAAUGCUGCUUGAAUUUUAAACUGUUGUGCAUUAGGACUUGAAUAAGGCACACUCCUUUACUGUUCUUAAUUUGAGCUUUUGAUUUUGAUUAUUGCUUUACAAUGCCGAAGUAUUCCCUUUCCUAGUACUCUUAGCAAAACUAGUACUAUUUAUAUUUCCCCCCCCCCCCCCCCCCUUUCUAUGAUACUUGGAAACAUCUUGCUCCCAUCUCCAGCUUUUUUGGGAGGUGGGAGGGGAAGGCAGUCAUGUUCAGCAGUAUAGAAAAAUGAUCCAACUGCUUAGACCUAGUCAAUUAUUCAUAGUGCCAAAAAGCUCUGAAUCUGCAAUCACAAUAGUAUGUGCCAUGUGGCUAACAAUAUUGCUGUCAAGUUUUUUAUUUCAUAUAUGCAAGAGUCAAGCACAGUACUGAGAGAUUCAUCUUAAACACACAAAAUUUUCCCUUUUGUCGUAAAUGUCAUGCUUGUAGCUAAACCUCACAUUAAUUCAGCUCUUGGCUUCCCACAUUUUUCAUGUACACAAUGUUUGAUUCUGUUAUCAUUUGUGCUAAAACUGGUUUCACUUUUAUUUGCACAGUUUUUGUUUGGGUGAGUACUGAUGCGUUUAUCCUGAUAUUUGUGUGUAAGAACUUGCCCUACUUGGGCAGGGAAUUUUUAUUUUGUGUUAAUAAAACAUUGUCAAUCAAGUAAAA